This is a messenger RNA of Fonsecaea nubica, 777 nucleotides long. RefSeq lists its product as hypothetical. The coding region runs from base 1 to 777 and encodes 258 amino acids. The transcript is spliced from 3 exons. The record is from RefSeq and is a predicted model, not a curated record. NCBI's taxonomy places the organism in Eukaryota, Fungi, Ascomycota, Eurotiomycetes, Chaetothyriales, Herpotrichiellaceae.
AUGGCUGGAACAUUUGCAGGUGGCACAGCUGUCGUGACCCGAGCUGGCUCUGCCACAGGGAGAGCAAUAGCACUUGCAUUUGCUCGAGACGGAUGCUCAAACCUAGCCAUUGGCGAUGAGGAUAGCACAUCGCUUGAAGAGACCGUCAGUCUUCUGCGAAAGCAAUAUAACACGCUCAAUCUUCUACACAGCGAGGUCAACUUCAACAACGAGGCUUCUAUUUCUCGUUUCAUCCAAUCGGUAGUCGACAAGUUCGGUCGAAUCGACUUUGCAGCAAGUCUGGCUACGCAUGAACCGCCCGCUACUGGUGCGCAUGAAGUCGAGGAACGAGAGUUCGACCUGGCUUUCGAGAACAACCAGAAAAGUAUAUUCUUCUGUUCGAAAGCGAUCUUGGGUCAUAUGGUCAAGCAAGAACCGCUCGAGGGACAAAUCACUCGUGGCAGUAUCGUGAAUGUCGCAAGUAUCGCCUCAACUGCGGCUUUGCCGGGCAUGCACGUGUAUUCAGCAACCAUGGGUGGUGUCUUUGGCUUGAGCAAGACGGAUGCCUAUGACUACGCCACUGACAGAAUUCGCGUCAAUGUGGUUUCCCCGCUCAUGUUCUCACAGCCGAGCCUUUCUGCGUUGCUCGAUGAACAUCCCUUUGGGCGAUACACUCUACCAGAGGAUGUUGCUAACGCUGUGGCGUUUCUUGUUGGGCCACGUGCUGACUUCAUAUCGGGUAUCACUCUUCCCGUUGAUGGUGGCUAUCAUUUGAAGACUGGAGGUCCCCCCAGAUAG